AUGUCGCAAAGAGCCCCAAUGUUACAUCCUCUAAGACCUCGACCCUCCCACUUCAAUGCAUUAAACAGAGAGGAAGGAACCCCGGCUCCUCCGCCGUAUGAGUUAUCUAGUCACAAGAACCCCUCGUUGGACAUUUCUCAACGCAUUGAGAGAAAGCUAGCCGAAUACAACGCUUCUCAAAAUGUCUUCAAGCGUUGGCUCUUCGAAAUCAUUAGCUUGAUUACAAGUGCAGCUUGUAUGGCAGCGAUAAUCGGCAUUUGUUUGUAUUCCAGGAAUCAACCACUUAGUAAAUGGCCACUCGCUCUUACUAUCAACAACGUGCUUUCCAAAAUCGCCUCUGCUGCUCUCAUCCUGCCAAUAUCAGAAGCCAUUGGGCAGUUGAAAUGGACAUGGUUUCACGGAGCGAAGUCGAAGGAGAUCAUUGAUUUCGAAAUCUUCGACAAAGCGUCUCGUGGAGCAUGGGGAUCUUUUCUGCUUCUCUUCCGCACGAAAGGCAGAUCAUUAGCAGCAUUAGGGGCUAUUUUAACCCUCCUCUUGCUUGCUACUGAUACGUUCUUCGCACAAGUUACGGAUUUGCCAGAACGUUGGGCACUGAAGGGAUUUGGCGAGAUUCCUCGUCUAGUUCGAUAUGAAGGUGACAAUGGGGACCUAUAUGAAGACGGAAUGCCAAAAUCCAUGGAAGACAUCAACCUCAGGCAAGCCACACUCAAGUAUUUCUAUUACAACGGCAACCAAGCUAUUGCUUUUGGCAAUGGAACAAGGCCAGAAAUCCCACUUUCAUGUCCAUCCAGCCGGUGUGAGUGGGAUGCCUAUGAUUCUCUUGGAGUCUGUAGCGCCUGCGCGGACGUUUCCCAGCUUCUCACAUAUGCCUGCCUCACAACGAGACUGGACUGGAUCUCUAGCGUUUACUUCAACCAGAGUACACAACCAAUUGGGACUGCUUGUGGAUAUUGGCUGAAUGCUACGAGCGAUGAGCCACUGCUUAUGUCCGGUUAUAGAGUCGACCCCACUAACAACGCUUCAACAGAUGGCGAAGCUCUCCUUCUACGGACGCUACCACUUACAGCACCAAUGGUUUCGGUAGUACCGUUUUCAGCAACACCUCGAUAUAGCGGCUCCAUUAAUUUCAAAGAUAUCUACUUUCCUUUUCUCGAUGCUCUAAUCGUUAGUGCAGCCGACGGGACUGCUGCCAGUGUAUAUGGAAGGGAGCGCCCAGUUGCCCAAGAAUGCAUGCUAUCUUGGUGUGUAAAGACCUUCAAAUCGUCUUAUGCUUGGGGCAACUACCAAGAGUCGGUAACCGAAACUUAUCUAAACACCACACGCCGCCAACAGCCAUACCCCUGGGAAGUUAUCCCGAUUCGAUCUUUAGGCGAAGAUGCUUUCUUCACCUUCUUCCAUGGGAAUAUCAGCAUUCAGCCACCAUCGACAAACCGUACUACUACCGAUUACGGCGUGUCGAACGAGACAUUUGCAAGAACUCAAACACUAUUUGAUGAGAUAUUUCCUUCUUCUAUGACAGCAGAGAAUGCUACAGCGAAACCAUGGUGGCGUGUUAGGAUUUACGCUUGGAGUCGCAACCAGCUCCGUCCCGUUACGACUUGUCCAUGGCUCGCACCACAUAACGUCACCGAAUACUUGGAACGACUCGCUACUUCCAUGACAAAUGUCCUGAGAACACAUAAUAGCCACAACUUUGUUCGAGGGCGAGCAUAUACCCAGACUACCUUUAUUGCAGUCCAUUGGGAAUGGUUAUCGUUCCCGCUUGCUUUGCUCUUCCUCAGCUUUGCAUUCUUGGUAGCGACUAUGAUCAAGACUUCAAAGGGCAUGGACGGAGAAAUGAGCAUGUGGAAAACGUCAGCAAUGCCUGCAUUGAUCUACAGCUUACCAAAAGAUACACAGAAGGAGUUCGCUUCGCCGAGCAGUUGGAAAAAUGGCCCCGAUAGAAAGGCCAAAAAGAUAAAGAUUAGACUACUUCCUAGACAAGGUUGGAGAGUGUCUGGUCAAGUGUGUACGUCACCGACACUUAUCACACAUAACAAUCAUCGAGCACCCCCUGGUUGGAUAUAG
Messenger RNA from Cucurbitaria berberidis CBS 394.84, 2067 nucleotides. RefSeq lists its product as uncharacterized. Bases 1 to 2067 code for a protein of 688 amino acids. NCBI's taxonomy places the organism in Eukaryota, Fungi, Ascomycota, Dothideomycetes, Pleosporales, Cucurbitariaceae. The transcript is spliced from 3 exons. The record is from RefSeq and is a predicted model, not a curated record.